This is a messenger RNA of Fulmarus glacialis (Northern fulmar), 1089 nucleotides long. It is a transcript of the gene SEPSECS, whose product is annotated as Sep (O-phosphoserine) tRNA:Sec (selenocysteine) tRNA synthase. Lineage: Eukaryota; Metazoa; Chordata; Aves; Procellariiformes; Procellariidae. Gene Ontology annotation, molecular function: O-phosphoseryl-tRNA(Sec) selenium transferase activity; tRNA binding. The annotation marks the transcript as partial. Gene Ontology annotation, biological process: conversion of seryl-tRNAsec to selenocys-tRNAsec; selenocysteine incorporation. The transcript has 8 exons. The record is from RefSeq and is a predicted model, not a curated record.
AUGGCCGGAGCGUCCCCGCACAGCCCCGUGAGCACGCAGGCCUGCUGGUCCCUGCGGAGAGCCGGGCCGUUCCGCCCCAGCAGCUCCCACACUGGUUUUCCAGCCCCCCUUACCCCACCGUGCCGUUCCAAGUUUGGUAGUUACCUUUACAUUAUUAUUAUUAAGGGAAAAUGUCCUGAAGAUGGAUGGGAUGAAAGCACUAUUGAACUGUUUCUUCAUGAACUUGCUAUUAUGGAUAGCAAUAACUUUCUGGGCAACUGCGGUGUGGGUGAGAGGGAAGGAAGAGUGGCGUCAGGACUCGUUGCCCGAAGGCAUUACAGGUUGAUCCAUGGAAUUGGAAGGUCAGGUGAUAUUUCUGCGGUCCAGCCUAAAGCUGCAGGGUCCAGCCUUUUGAACAAACUUACUAAUUCAGUAGUUCUGGAUAUUUUAAAGCUGGCUGGUGUCCGGACAGUGACCAAUUGCUUUGUGGUUCCUAUGGCAACUGGCAUGAGUCUAACUCUGUGUUUUUUAACACUGCGGCACAAGAGACCAAAGGCAAAAUACAUUAUCUGGCCACGUAUAGACCAGAAAUCUUGCUUUAAAUCAAUGAUAACUGCAGGUUUUGAGCCUGUGGUGAUAGAAAAUGUAUUAGAAGGCGAUGAGCUACGGACAGACAUCAAAGCAGUGGAGGCUAAAAUCAAGGCUCUUGGUGCUGAAAAUAUUCUUUGUGUGCAUUCUACAACAUCUUGCUUUGCUCCAAGGGUACCUGAUAGACUGGAAGAACUGGCUGUGAUUUGUGCUAAUUAUGACAUUCCCCAUAUUGUCAACAAUGCAUAUGGAGUUCAAUCUUCAAAAUGUAUGCAUCUUAUCCAGCAGGGUGCUCGAGUAGGCAGAAUAGAUGCUUUUGUUCAGAGCUUGGACAAAAAUUUUAUGGUUCCAGUAGGUGGUGCUAUCAUUGCUGGCUUCAAUGAGUCCUUCAUUCAGGAGAUCAGCAAAAUGUAUCCAGGAAGAGCAUCUGCAUCUCCUUCUUUAGAUGUCCUCAUUACACUUCUGUCUCUAGGUGCCAGUGGCUACAAACAGUUACUGAAAGAGAGAAAGGUAAGCUUUUUG